Molecule: messenger RNA, 747 nt
Organism: Exophiala oligosperma
Lineage: Eukaryota; Fungi; Ascomycota; Eurotiomycetes; Chaetothyriales; Herpotrichiellaceae
Exons: 3
Coding region: 1-747 (248 amino acids)
Source: RefSeq, a predicted model, not a curated record
AUGAAGAGGCCGGAGGAAGAUUGGGAAGUCGUUGGCUUCUCGGGAACGAUGGGGACCGCGACCGGUGGGAAGGGGGACGUCAUGAUCGACGCGGAACCGGGAGGUCUACCGUCGGGGAGGUUCGGCGAAAAGGGCACGCUCCGCCGAAGGGGGCGAACCGGGUGGCUUCGAGGCUCGUCGACCCGGCCGGUCAAGAUCGAGGAGGACGUCCACCCGGACCUGGACAGGUCGAUCGUCGACCACAUGGGCCCGGCCGGAGGUGAGGGGCCGCGGUUGGACGAGAUCACGGGCAAAGGGGCCAGCGAGGACAUGCUCCGCCCGACCGUCAACGUGGGCGUCAUGCGGGGAGGAGGGAUCAAGGUCAACAUGAUCCCGGACCGGUGCGCGGUCGAGGUGGACGUCAGGUUGCCCCAUCGGCCUGACCGAGGAGGUCGUCCUGCGGUGGAAUACGCGGUCCAAGAGGCCGCGAGCAACCCGUCCAGUCAUGGCGCUGUCGACCACGAGAUGAUCGCGAGGCUGGCCGGGGCCGGGGAAGAGGUGACGGGCCGGGAAUCCCUGGCCGUCCCUGGCCUCGGUGCCACGGACGCCAAGUUCUGGAGGUCCCACGGCGUGCCCGCCUUCGUGUACGGUGUCGGCCCUCGGACCAUGGCCGCCGCCGUGGAUGACCGAGUCGGCGUGGACGAGUUUGUCAGCGUGGUCAAGGUACAUGCUGCCGCCGUGUGGGAUUAUCUAGGUGGCGCCCAGUAG